This is a messenger RNA of Trachymyrmex cornetzi, 1120 nucleotides long. RefSeq names its product TEA domain transcription factor 1 homolog scalloped (gene scalloped). Bases 11 to 1120 code for a protein of 369 amino acids. The record is from RefSeq and is a predicted model, not a curated record. Gene Ontology annotation, biological process: embryonic organ development; hippo signaling; regulation of transcription by RNA polymerase II. Gene Ontology annotation, molecular function: DNA-binding transcription factor activity, RNA polymerase II-specific; RNA polymerase II cis-regulatory region sequence-specific DNA binding. The transcript has 8 exons. Gene Ontology annotation, cellular component: transcription regulator complex. Lineage: Eukaryota; Metazoa; Arthropoda; Insecta; Hymenoptera; Formicidae.
GACACACACGAUGGUUCGGAAAAUGUUUGUUGUAAGUGCAUCACAUUUUCCGGCCUGUUUCACCAUCGUGCGUAUAUGUGAGCAGCAUAUGUUGUGUAUGCGUUCGACGGGCGCGAUACCAGGCAGUGCGGUGGCUGCAGCCGACACCAUUUCCGCGCCGUGGACCCCCGCGAGUUCCGGGCCGCCGCCCGACGCCAACGGCUCCGGCUCGGAUACGAAGAACCUCGACGUUGGCGAAAUUAGCGAUGACGAGAAGGACUUGUCGGCAGCGGACGCGGAGGGUGUGUGGUCGCCGGAUAUCGAACAGAGCUUCCAGGAAGCUCUUACCAUAUAUCCGCCAUGUGGUCGACGCAAAAUCAUCCUUUCCGACGAAGGGAAGAUGUACGGUCGCAACGAGCUGAUCGCCCGUUAUAUCAAAUUGAGGACCGGUAAGACGAGAACGCGAAAACAAGUAUCCUCGCACAUACAGGUUCUCGCGAGAAGAAAACUUCGGGAAAUACAGGCAAAACUCAAAGUGGAUCAUGCCGCCAAGGAGAAGGCGCUCCAGACAAUGUCAAGCAUGUCAAGCGCCCAAAUAGUAUCAGCUGGAAGCGCGAUACACAACAAGAUGCCCCUCAUGGGCGGGACCCUUGCCCUUCAUGCUUCCACCCCUGUCUCCUAUCCCGGAGCGCAAUUUUGGCAGCCAGGCCUGCAACCAGGAACGUCCCAGGAUGUCAAACCCUUCCCUCAGCCUGCCUACACCGGAAAACCUGCGACAGCAGUCUCGAGCGGUGAUUUGGUCCAAGCGCAGCCUGCACCACCAUGGGAAGGACGUGCUAUCGCGACUCACAAGCUCAGGCUUGUUGAGUUUUCGGCCUACAUGGAACAACAAAGAGAACAGGAGAUUUACCACAAACACCUGUUCGUCCAUAUAGGAGGUUCCGCGACAUACGCCGAUCCGCUAUUGGAAGCGGUCGAUGUUAAACAGAUAUAUGACAAAUUCCCGGAAAAGAAGGGCGGUCUUAAAGAACUUUACGAUAAAGGACCGCAAGCAGCUUUCUUCCUCGUUAAGUUUUGGGCUGAUCUCAAUAGUAACAUCCAAGACGAAAGUGGAGUAUUUUACGGCGUCACGAGCCAGUGA